Messenger RNA from Chlorella variabilis, 270 nucleotides. Its product is annotated as expressed protein. Lineage: Eukaryota; Viridiplantae; Chlorophyta; Trebouxiophyceae; Chlorellales; Chlorellaceae. Bases 1 to 270 code for a protein of 89 amino acids. The record is from RefSeq and is a predicted model, not a curated record. The transcript has 3 exons.
AUGAGCGGAUUCCAGGCCCAGGACCAGCAACGCGCCGCAGCAGCAGCCAUCCUACUGUCGCCCUCCACGCUCACUGCGUUUGCCAGCAAGGAGGGCAUUCCGGUCGCCCGUGCCCAGCUGAAGCUGAUCAAGGCAAGGGCGGGGAGUGAGCUGGCCGUGCGGCGCCAGCAGCCUGCCGAGCAGCAGCAGUCCCAUCAGGCAGCUCCAGCCGAGGCGCCGACAGGCAGCAGGGACGUUGGCAUGGAUGCUGCCGACCCGUAUCGCUUUUAA